AUGUUGCCCCAGAAAGUCUUCAUCCGAAGUAUUUCUUCCUCUGUCAAGUACGUCAUUAUGAAUAUUUGUUAUUUUGUUGCUUAAUGUAGAGAAUUUUGGUGCUAAUUUACUGUAAAUUACUGGUCGAUGUGUUGGAGUACUACAGACAUUGUAGCACUCAAGUUGAAUGGCGUCAAAUAAGAGUUUCUCUCGACUUUCCGAUGUUACACUUGAGUUUUGAUGAAAUGAACGAAAUCUAUGUAACAAACCUAAUUUUCACGGCAUUUUUCAUGAUGCGCAGAAGUAAUGAAACACAUUAAUGCUUGCGAAUGAGAUUUUUGUAAUCUCUUUGAGAUUUAUCACAUCAAAAAAUACUCUUUUAGCCUUGGAUCCAGUUCAAAGUUUGGGGCUCGCGAUAACGACGAUGCCUUCUUCAAGAGCAAUGAAUACCAGCUUCUCCAACAAAGCAAGCUCCCGACCUACUAUUUCCAAAAGAGUCUUCGGCGAUUACCGAUUCCAAAACUUGAGGAUUCAGUAAAACGUUAUCUGCAUGCGGUGGAAGCUGUUUGUACUCCGGAGCAAAUCAAAGAAGCUCAAGAUGUCUCCGAAGACUUGCUCAAACGUAGCGGUAAGACUUGAAUUGUCUUUUUUCUUAGUUUUAGACCUUCAAACAAAGCUGAAAGAAUAUGACGACCGAAAUCCGCAUACUUCUUACAUCUCUGAGCCUUGGUUCGACAUGUACUUGAAGGCCAGAGUACCCGUGCCGAUCAACUACAAUCCGUUUAUGAUGUUGAGCCCGGAUCCAAGACCUGAAUGUAAUGAUCAGGUGGGAUUUUAAUUUAUUUCAAAUAUGAAAAUUAUAUUAACACAGAGUUUUUGACGUUAUAAUUGAUAAUUUAGCUUCUCCGAGCCACCUAUGUUAGUAUAGCCGCUGGACGGUUUAAGAAAGCUAUGGAUUUGAACAAAUUGGAGCCCGAGAUUUACCAUAUAAAGCCCAAGUGGAGCAAGAGCAAUACGUUUAUCAACACAAUGAAGUAAGUGUAAUUUAAAAUGUUUGUUCUUUUGUCGAUUUGAGCUGCUAUUUUACAUAACUUUGACCAUUCCAGACUAUUCCCAGAGGCUCUGGCUUGGUAUGGCGCUGUUGCUUUCCAAGCAUUCCCCUUGGACAUGUCCCAGUAUCCAUCUUUGUUUGGUGGAAAUCGAAUUCCAAAACUGGAGAAGGAUCAUCUUCAUCGAGCUGAACGCCCUCAUCAUAUGGUAGUAGUUCGCCAUGGGAUCUUUUACAAGGUCAAUCUCUUUGAUUCCGAUUAUAAUCUUCGAAAACCCCAAGAAGUUUACGCGGAUUUGGCCAGAAUUAUAAGGCUGGAUAAACGCCCCGAGGCAGAAGAAUGCCUAGGAAGUUUAACGACGCUAGACAGAGACACUUGGGCCAGAACGAGAGAAGAGAUAGUCUCUGCUUCAACGAAGAAUCAGCAAAGUUUGAAGGCAAUCGACGAUGCCCUAUUUAUCCUUUGUUUGGACGAAGAAAAGAUCACGGAUCAUUCAAAAUUGGCCAAUCAUUUGCUUUGCGGCCAAGAUGGACGGAAUCGAUGGUUCGACAAGUGCUUCCAGAUGAUUGUGGAUGGCAAUGGACAAGCCACGAUUAAUUUUGAGCACUCUUGGGGAGAUGGAGUUGCGGUUUUGAGAUUGAUUGAAGAGACUUAUCGGGAUGUGCAGAAGAUGAACUGGAUUGAUCCAGCGAAUCGACCAACUGAUCAGAGCGACGAUAACAGAGUUCAGCGGUUGGGUAGGGACUUUUAAAAAUUUUUGAUGGUUUUAAAAGAGGAGUAUAUUAUUUUAGAUGAUUUAUAAAAAAAAAAAGUUUGCUGAUUUUUUUGCAUUUUUCCUCAAUUUUGAAAUUUCAGACUGGGAACUACCCACCUCGGCCAAAUCCACCAUCAAACAGGCCCAAGAGAAAUUCAUCCAAGCCUCAAGUGAAGUCCAAUUUGCGGUUGCGGAAUACACAGCGUUGACUCGAGAUGAAAUCAAAAAAGUUGGAAUCUCCCCUGACUCCACAAUGCAAUUAGCGAUUCAAUUGGCCUUUUAUCGAACGCAAAAAAGGUUUGGCCCGACCUAUGAGAGUUGCUCUACAGCUGCCUUCAAGAAGGGAAGGACUGAAUGCAUUAGAUCAGCGACCUCGGCGACAAAAGAGACGGUUUUAGACAUUGUGGAGAAUGGGAUCAGCGAUUCGAAGGCUUUACUGGAAAGAUUCAAACAUUGCUCGGAGACGCACAGCAAAUUGGUCAAGCUGGGUGCCAUGGGUAAUAUAAUUUUUGAUUUUUUUAUAACAAAAUAAGGUUUUAUGGGUUUGGAGAUAUGCAAAUGUCAUGAGUGAUCUUGUUAUAGUAUUGUUUUUAUAGGGCAAGGCUUCGAUCGUCACCUUCUCGGUCUCAAAAUCACUGCCGAACGUAACAACCUUCCAAUUCCUCAAUUUUUCAAUUCUGAUGUCUAUAAAUAUAUGAAUAGUUUCGAAGUCUCUACCUCAACUUUGUCAACCGAAGCUAUCGUUUUUGGUGGAUUUGGCGCUGUCGUCAGAAAUGGCUAUGGUAUUGGAUACAAUGUUGGAAAGACAAAACUUGGCGCAGUGGUCUCUACUUUUAAGGUAAAGUAAUAUUCUUUUUGAAUUAUUAUGAUUUUUAGGACCAGAGAGACGCCAACAAGUUCUGUGAAAACCUUUUGGACAGCUUGGAUCAGAUCAACAAGGUCUUCAAGGGGAAGAAUUAG
This is a messenger RNA of Bursaphelenchus xylophilus (pine wood nematode), 2742 nucleotides long. The record is from the annotation of a GenBank genome assembly. Lineage: Eukaryota; Metazoa; Nematoda; Chromadorea; Rhabditida; Aphelenchoididae.